UUAAAAUUCAUUUUUUUAAUAUUUAUAAAAUUUAAUUAUGUGAAAUAGAUGUUUUUUGUAUUUUUUACCUUAUUAUUCUGUAAUUUAACUGGGAUUCCAUUCGACAGUAAAUUUGUUGUUUCAUUAAAUGUUAUUUCUCCUCUAAAAACCAGUAACAUAUAUUUUAACACUCAUGAACGCGUUAAUAAUGCAAAAUUUAAAAACACAUCCGAGAUAAAACCAGAUUCACAGUACAAACCGUUGUCAUUUAUAGUAAACUCUUGUAAUUUUAAUCUUUUCAACACAACAACUGAAUAUAAUAUACAGUCAAAUUAUGAAAAAUACAACCAAAUUUGUAAUAUAAAUCGCAAUUUUAAAUUACUAUCGAAUCCAAAUGACCAACACACUGGUUCAUCCGAUAACAAGUGGGCCUCCUUGCGAGUUUGGAACAACCCACCAAAAUAUUCCGAAAACAAGUAUAUGGUAAAGUACCCGAAUCUUGGAACGGAAUCUCAGGACGAUGAAAGCAAGCCUGUGAAAAUGUCGAGGAGAAAAAAGUUUCUUGAAUUUUUUAUCACAACUCCUCCGUGGUCGCCUGCAGAUGACCUAAAAAACCCAUAUAUGAUGGGUAAGGAUGACUUAACCCUUUCUUUGGAAAAAUGGCCUGAGAACUGCUUUCUCAGAGUAAAAAUAUACUCUUACUAUAAACAUCUGGCCACCCUCGCUGUCAGGAGAAUACAAUUGGGAUUAAAGGAUAACAAGAACCUCAAGGUCACUAACCCUAUGGGACUUCCUAUGAGGAGAAAGAGGUGGUGUUAUAUGUCGUCUGCAUUCGUGGACAAGAGGUCCAAGGAUCUUAUUGAAAUCCAAGAACACGUAAGGGUUGUGGAUAUUGUCCCCGUGAAUAACGGCCAGCCAAAGAACUUCAAAGGUUUACUAAUGGUUCCAAUGCCUGAUCUCGUUAGCUUCGACUACUGGUUUGAGGAGGUUCACAAGCCUGUCAAAAGUAGGCUUAUCCAUGAUCUUUUUAAGGAUAGGAAGUGGGUGUCUAAAUACUUCCUCUAUCACAGGGAUAAGCACGAGAAGAAGGAACUGAUUGAUAAGUUGACAUCUCCCGACCUGAUUGAUGAAAUACCUCUGCGUUGGAAGAGAAAACACAAACUAGAUUAUUUUUUCCUACAGCUUUGCGAGUUGAGGAAGUUAUACAACUUCGUGGUUUCUAGAAAAGCUGAGGACGAGGCGCGUAGGUUCUAUAACGUGAGGAUGCCAGAGAUUUGGGAGGUUGACGACGUAAGGUUCGUUGGAACGCAAGAAGACAGGCAGUACGACCCUGACUAUUCUAACGUGGACAAAUUAUAGUUUAUUAAAUUAAAAAUGUAAUAAUGAAUCUAGUUUACAUAUA
Messenger RNA from Theileria parva strain Muguga, 1381 nucleotides. Its product is annotated as Ribosomal protein S10p/S20e family protein. NCBI's taxonomy places the organism in Eukaryota, Apicomplexa, Aconoidasida, Piroplasmida, Theileriidae. The transcript has a single exon. The record is from RefSeq and is a predicted model, not a curated record. The coding region runs from base 49 to 1338 and encodes 429 amino acids.